ACACUCCCUCGCCCAAAACGGUUAGAUCGAACCAGCGUCACUCCCAAAUUCAAACCACUAGGGUUUCCGAAAUGGAGAAAUACGAUAAGCUAGAGAAGGUCGGCGAAGGCACCUACGGCAAAGUCUACAAGGCCAAAGACAAAGCCACCGGCCAACUCGUCGCCCUCAAAAAGACGCGCCUCGAGAUGGACGAAGAGGGCGUGCCGCCCACCGCCCUCCGCGAAGUCUCCCUCCUCCAAAUGCUCUCCCAAUCCCUCUACGUCGUCCGCCUCCUCUGCGUCGAACACGUGGACAACAAGAAGGACGGCAAGCCCGUCCUCUACCUCGUCUUCGAGUACCUCGACACCGAUCUCAAGAAGUUCAUCGACACCUUCCGCAAGGGCCCCAAUCCGAGGCCCCUGGCGCCGGCGAUGGUCCAGAGCUUUCUGUUCCAGCUCUGUAAAGGCGUGGCGCACUGCCACUCCCACGGCGUGCUCCACCGCGAUUUGAAGCCGCAGAAUCUGCUGCUGGAUAAGGAGAGAGGGAUCUUGAAGAUUGCCGAUCUUGGAUUGGGCCGGGCCUUCACGGUUCCGCUCAAGAGCUAUACGCAUGAGAUUGUGACGCUUUGGUAUAGAGCGCCUGAGGUUCUGCUCGGCUCUACUCAUUACUCUACUGGUGUUGAUAUGUGGUCCGUCGGAUGCAUUUUCGCUGAAAUGGUGAGGAGGCAGGCGCUGUUCCCUGGAGAUUCUGAGUUCCAGCAGUUGCUCAACAUCUUCAGGCUGUUAGGAACGCCGACUGAGAAGCAGUGGGCUGGUGUCACUAGUCUGCGGGACUGGCAUGUUUAUCCUGUGUGGGAGCCUCAGAACUUGGCUCGUGCUGUUCCUGCAUUAGGGCCUGAUGGAGUGGACCUUCUUUCUAGAAUGCUUAAAUAUGAUCCAGCUGAGAGAAUUUCUGCCAAAGAAGCCAUGGACCAUCCUUACUUUGACAACCUCGACAAGUCUCAGUUCUGAGAGUUUUCUACUAGAAGGGAUAUGACAUUUGCUAAAUGUUGCCUUCCCUUUGAUGACUUUGACAGCCUUUGAUCAACUGUCUGUUUGGUGAAGACAGCUGUCAUCAUCUUGGUGAUUUGAAUACCCUGUGAUCUAUGAUGAUGUUCGACUUUGAUUGCAUAAU
Molecule: messenger RNA, 1152 nt
Organism: Argentina anserina (silverweed cinquefoil)
Lineage: Eukaryota; Viridiplantae; Streptophyta; Magnoliopsida; Rosales; Rosaceae
Product: cell division control protein 2 homolog C
Exons: 4
Coding region: 72-989 (305 amino acids)
Biological process (GO): signal transduction; regulation of G2/M transition of mitotic cell cycle; protein phosphorylation
Cellular component (GO): nucleus; cyclin-dependent protein kinase holoenzyme complex; cytoplasm
Molecular function (GO): ATP binding; cyclin-dependent protein serine/threonine kinase activity; cyclin binding
Source: RefSeq, a predicted model, not a curated record